GCUCGGACCCCGGGAAGAUGGCGAGGAGGAGCCGCCACCGCCUCCUGCUGCUGCUGCUGCGCUACCUGGUGGUCGCCCUGGGCUAUCAUAAGGCCUAUGGAUUCUCUGCCCCAAGAGACCAUCGAGUAAUCACAGCAAUAGAGUAUCAAGAGGUUAUAUUAGCCUGCAAACACACAAAGAAGACCAUAUCCUCCAGAUUAGAGUGGAAGAAACUGGGACGGAGUAUCUCCUUGAUCUACUAUCAGCAGUCUCUUAAAGGUGAUUUUAAACAUCGAGCUGAGAUGAUAGAUUUCAGUAUACGGAUCAAAAAUGUUACAAGACAUGAUGCUGGGAAAUAUCGUUGUGAAAUUAGUUCCCCAUCAAAGAAAGGCCAAAACCUGGAAGAAAAUACGAUCAUUCUGGAAGUACUAGUGGCUCCAGCAGUGCCAUCAUGUAACGUGCCCAGCUCUGCUCUGAGUGGAACUGUGGUAGAGCUGCGAUGUCAAGAAAAAGAAGGGAAUCCAGCUGCUGAGUAUACGUGGUUUAAAGAUGGUGUCCCUUUGUUAGAGAAUCCAAAACUUGGCUUCCAAAGCACCAACAGCUCAUAUACGGUGGAUUCAAAAUCUGGGACUCUGCAAUUUAACACUGUUUCAAAACUAGACAGUGGGGAAUAUUCCUGUGAAGCCUAUAAUUCUGUCGGACGUCGCAGGUGUAGCGGGAAGCGAAUGCAAGUAGAUAACCUCAACAUAAGUGGCAUCAUAGCAGCUGUAGUAGGUGUGGUCUUAGUGAUUUCUGUGUGUGGCCUUGGUGUGUGCUAUGCUCAGAGGAAUGGCUACUUUUCAAAAGAGACCUCGUUCCAGAGAUGCAGUUCUACAUCUAAAGCCACCACAAUGAGUGAAAAUGAUUUCAAGCAUACAAAAUCUUUUAUAAUUUAAAUGAAUUCCACCUUUGAGAUACAUCAAAACCACAGUUGUUGUUACAUAUGCUAUUCAGAUUUAAAACUCAGCUUUGUCUUACUUUUGCAAGGAGGUACAUGAGGAGAUUCAAUUGGUAUUUCAUUCUAAUUUUUAUGAUCGUUAAAUUACUUGAAAUUGUCAUUUUAAACCAAUAGUUCUGUCAGCACCUAAAUAAAGUACAGUCUGGUUUCUUGUGUCUGGACAAAGUUAAAAGAAUCACAAUACUGUGUAGUAUUCUGGGGUAUAUGAAAUGUUAAAUGCCCUAACUUCUAGAAAAAGUGACUAAGAUACAUGAUACUGAUUGUGAAAUUAGUCCACAGAGCGUGAAAAUAUAAAUGGCGUCCACCCUCUGUGCAAGAGUCUGAUUUAGAAGGUUCAGGAAAUCGCGACAGAUGCAGAAGGAACCUCUGGUCUUAUUUCUACCAGAAUCCUCUUUUCUCCCCUAAUACAAUUUUUAUUCCACUGCUCAUUUAUCACUAAUCUAUUCACAGAAGGGAGGUAGCAGGAGUGGGUCUUAUUCCCAGGGAUUUGCACUUGGUAUUUAGUUUUAUUUCUGAGAACCAAAAACAACGUGAAGAAAAAUACCUAAUGAUCAGAGCUCACUCACCUGGUGUGUGUCAUUGAUUUCUUCAUUAAAUAGAACUGAGCGUCAAACACAAGCCGAAAUGUCUUACUUUGCUUGAGUUGCUUGUUGCUAUUUCCUUCUCCUAAGACCCCUUUGAAGAGGAUCAGUGAUCUUGACAUCAGACCUCGCCACUGGACCCCACACACAACCUUGUGGGUACCUUUCUCUGCAUGAUGGGGACUUCAGACUUGUCUCUGAUAAUCAUGCAGUGAAAUUCUGGGCUGGACUAAGUCCCUUGCUGGCCAGUCCUGCUUACUGAAGAGCCAGGGAUAUAGAGAGGAGAAGGGGUUGUCUGGCAAAUGGAGUGAAAAAUCGGUCCAGUCAUCUGGUUUCUCCACAGAUUAAUCAUAAAGGUGUCCAAGCUCGUGUUACAAAGGGAAAAUUCCAAUGAUCGAUGUAAUCAUAAGAGUAAUUAGGCUGUGUUAAAAGGAAUAAUCAUCUGUAACUUAUUGUGAUUUUUCGGUUACUAUUGAAAAUAAAAUAUCUAGGCAAAUCUGGAUGAAAAGCUGAUUCACAAACUUUGACAACUUUGAACAUGGGUAAGCUGCUUUUAAAGGAAUCCAUUUUUCUUCCUCAAUAGACAAAGCAAAUCCCAGGGUUCAUUGGGCAAACAAAUGGCUUAAGCACUAGCGUGUACCUGGAUACCACAGCAGGUCACUGUUCCGAUGCCCGUUGUCAGACUGUGCCUUGCCCCCCACUUGUCUGUGGCAUUGGAUGCUUCUCACCAGACUCCUCCCAAUAUUUCCUAUAAAGGGCCAGAUAGUAUUUUAAGCCACACUGGUUUUAUGGUGCCUGUUACAACCACACCACACAACUCUGCCUUUGUAGCACAAAAGCAGCCGUAGACAAUAAGAAAUGGCAUGUUUGUGUUCCAACAAAACUUUAUUUACAAAAACAGCAGGCACAGAUAGGAUUUGGCCCACGUGCAUAGUUUCCCAACUCCUGGUGGUGAAUCAGAGAAAAACACCUAUCUGUAAGCUUUUGCAAAAGAAAAUUAAGCUAAAUGUUACCCAUGCUUUGAUUUGCUUUGGUAUGAGGAAUGCUUUCGUGUUGCAUUGCCACAGGCCCAAGAGUGUGUGUGAGUCUCAGAGACGGCUCCUCGGGCAUAACUACCAUCACCCAAGAUCAAGUUCUUCAGUUUAAAGGACACGGAUUCAGAUUGUGAGGGAAAAUAUAUAGUGCCUUAGCUUUACUAACAGAUGAAAGUUGCUGAGCCGUUUGGCUAGAAGAUUCAUCUUAUAAAGUGUUAACGUACAACACUCUCAUUGAGUCAAAUAUGUAUUAUACAUUAUCUUAAUAUAUUGUAUGUAGCUAAGUAAAAGUCAUUGUGUACAGAAUGCUUGCUCCCACACAAAGGACAUAAUGUUGAGCACUCAUUUUCCAUUUAUUAAAAGUAUACCCACCUAUA
Messenger RNA from Hyaena hyaena (striped hyena), 2968 nucleotides. It is a transcript of the gene JAM2, whose product is annotated as junctional adhesion molecule 2. The record is from RefSeq and is a predicted model, not a curated record. Bases 18 to 914 code for a protein of 298 amino acids. The transcript has 10 exons. Lineage: Eukaryota; Metazoa; Chordata; Mammalia; Carnivora; Hyaenidae. Gene Ontology annotation, cellular component: protein complex involved in cell adhesion; tight junction; cell surface. Gene Ontology annotation, biological process: leukocyte tethering or rolling.